AUGGUUGCAAAGUCCGAUGUUAUCCAGAGCGGGGCUUUGCACGGGAACCUUGUCGAGUUACUUCCGAAACAGCUCUACUUCGCCUCCUUCACAGUGCCUCCUCAGAAAUCCGAAGCUCAUGUUCGCUACAUUGAUCUGGACAGCAGGGUAAAUGCUGCCUAUCUCCGUUUAGAAGGAGCUCAGCCUCCCAAAUUCAUUGGUUUUCGCGAUGCAGCACUUGGUGAACCAACGUAUUUGCUUCAUCUUCAUGAUGUCUUGAGAUCUGUUGAAAAGGCGCUUCACUUGAAGUGGUUUGACAUUGCUUCGUUUGAUGCCGAAGAAUAUGAAUUGUACGAGCGUGUAGAGAAUGGCGACAUGAACUGGAUCAUACCUGGCAAAAUUCUUAGAUAUCCGUAUCAUUCACCGGAAACGUAUUUUGAAUACUUUCGUGCAACUAAUAUAACAACGGUUGUGCGUUUGAACGUAAGGAUGUACGAUGCAAAGAAGUUCACGGAUGCUGGCUUUGACCAUGUCGACUUGUUCUUCAUUGACGGCAGUACACCAUCUGAGAAAAUUGUUGAAAGGUUUAUUAGUGUGGUAGAUAAUGCAAAAGGCGCUGUUGCAGUGCACUGUAAAGCUGGUCUUGGCCGUACAGGUACACUUAUCGCUUGCUGGAUGAUGAAGGAGUUUGGGUUGAACGCUGCUGAGUGCAUGGCAUGGUUGAGAAUAUGCCGACCGGGUAGCGUAAUUGGUCCUCAACAGGAAUAUCUUGUGUGUUUUGGUUUUUUUUCUCAUGCUGAUUUUAUUUAA
Molecule: messenger RNA, 789 nt
Organism: Angiostrongylus costaricensis
Lineage: Eukaryota; Metazoa; Nematoda; Chromadorea; Rhabditida; Metastrongylidae
Source: the annotation of a GenBank genome assembly